AUGGGACCUAGGCGCAAAAAGAGGACCCUGACCGAGGCAGAAAGGCAAGCAAGGAGGAAUACAGAAAGUCGCAGAGCGUACCAGUUUCAAGGCACCAGGCACCGCCCCUCCGACGAAUCGUUUUCUGAAAGUGAAGAGGGGCAUUCAACUAUAGAGGAUAGUGACAGUUUCGGGGAGGGAAAGUCAAAAGCCGAUGCGGUAGCCCAAGCAACAAACAUCGUUCGCCACACAGGGCAGCAAGCUCCUGCAUCUCAUAAUAUGUACUCCACAGCUUAUGAUUUAGUAAUGGGCAAGGUUCACGACUUUGAAAUCUCAGAUGACGAGUCCGACGUGAAUGAGCCAAGCAGUCAAACAGCGCGACCAACUAUCUCAGAUCAGCAUCCAAGUGCCUCAUCCUCCCUUGCCACUUCAGGGAUAAACAACGCUGAAAGCGAUGAAACCUUAACAGGGAGGCAAACAUCGGCGUCAAGCACCACUGAACCUUCAAGAACGCCAACUCGGAAGACGGUUGUAGUUGCGUCGGUUCAUCAGCCUCCUGCACCUCAAGCUGAUGGAGACCACAUGCAUUCCCCGGCCGCUUCCCCAAGUGCAUUUGGCAACAACGGCGCAGUCGCCGAUGAGCGGUUUGCAGAUGCCAUUUCCGAAGAGGCUUCUGCCAGCUCACACGGCAGACCACAUAGGCUUUCAGUUACUACAGACACCUCCAGUAUGCCAAGUGGAACUGCACAGCAGCACGAAUUCACAGGGGAGAAGCACGAUUCACUAUCGGAUCUUGUCAGUAAGGGUGUUGGAAGCGAAUUGCUGAACUGCAUUGAGUUACCUCUUGGCUACCAAGAACUUGAUUCCAAGGUCGACGUGUUCUGUAACCGCAUCAAAAAGAGGGGAAUCAGAUACCCAAACCAUCCUACACAAACGGCCUGCCGAAAGAAUGCCAAGCAUGUUGCCACUCAGCUGCGGCGUGUUUACGAAGACUGCAAUGAAAGCAUUUACAGUCAGCGAUCCCAUCCGCAUCCUGCGACACCCUCCACAUGCCUUACCACUCCUCUUGACUUCAUGAACCACUGA
Eimeria maxima is the source of this 1065-nucleotide messenger RNA. RefSeq lists its product as hypothetical. Lineage: Eukaryota; Apicomplexa; Conoidasida; Eucoccidiorida; Eimeriidae. The record is from RefSeq and is a predicted model, not a curated record. The coding region runs from base 1 to 1065 and encodes 354 amino acids. The transcript has 2 exons.